AUGUCGUCACCUUCCACACCUUCAAUGGGCGGGCUGGCUCCUUCUAGUCUCGAGCAAAUAUUGCGCCUUAGGCACGAGAGGAAUCAGCGGACUCCAAAAUGUGCUCGUUGCAGGAACCACGGAACUGUUUCGGCUUUGAAAGGCCAUAAACGUUACUGUAAAUGGAAAGAUUGCAUGUGCGCGAAAUGUACGCUGAUAGCAGAGAGACAAAGAGUGAUGGCUGCUCAGGUUGCUCUACGACGCCAACAAAGUCAAGAAGAAAAGGAAGCUAAAGACCUCCAGAUACUACUAGGCGGAAACGACUUUGAUGAAAAAAAUGGUGGUUUAGAAGCAGAGUUCACGAGUGUACUUCGUUCUUCAGCUACCGAACUACUGGAUAUGCUACGAAAAAAUGAGCAACCUACGUUGGCCAAUGCACUCGACAACGACGAAGGGUCAUCCAGCGAACCUUUACCUAUGACACAAAAGAAAAACGACUCGAUUGAAGCAAAUCGGAGCUCUCCUUCUAGUCCACCAACCCACACUGAACAGAGUCCCACGUCGUCUUCGCCGAUGUCUGCAUUCCCUGGGCCGAUUUUCCGAACGGCCCCAUUUCCUAUGCCUCUAUUCAACCCGCUUUUCUACCAAAGAAACAUGAUCCGCUUUACCGGAGUUCCCACAUUCUCAUUUCCCGGACUGAUGCCAGCUAGCGGCGAUGGUUUUCCUUCACAACCUAUGGACCCUCUUUUUUCCCAAAACGUUCCCCUGGAUUUCUGCCAACGCAAGUCGCGCGAUGACUGA
This is a messenger RNA of Cylicocyclus nassatus, 780 nucleotides long. NCBI's taxonomy places the organism in Eukaryota, Metazoa, Nematoda, Chromadorea, Rhabditida, Strongylidae. The record is from the annotation of a GenBank genome assembly.